Molecule: messenger RNA, 2679 nt
Organism: Rotaria sordida
Lineage: Eukaryota; Metazoa; Rotifera; Eurotatoria; Philodinida; Philodinidae
Source: the annotation of a GenBank genome assembly
AUGUUUAAAGCCGCAUUAGUUCUUUCACAACAAUAUAAUGUAAAAAUUGAUGGAGAAUUCAUUGGAUGGCAAGCAGCACAAACUGGUGGGAAUGCUAUAGGUGCUCUGAGAAGUACAUGUCAAGCCGUAAUCACUGCAAAUGUUAUUGGCAUUGUUGGACCAGUAUAUUCUAGAGAAGCUAGUAUUAUUGCUGCUUUUGCUCAUUCAGAUAAUAUUCCUGCAAUAUCAUAUGCUGCAACUGAACCUGAUUUAUCCGAUCGAAAUGCAUAUCCUAACUUUUAUCGUACAGUUACUUCCGAUGCUGCUGUUACAUUGCCAAUUGUAAAAUUAUUUACUCGAUAUAAUUGGACAUCUUGCAUAAUUAUUUAUCAAAAUGAUGAAUUUGGAUCAGGUGGCACGGAAGUAAUAAGUAAUGCAUUUAGUGAGAACAAUUUGAUAAUUAGUAAAUUUAUAGUAUUUGAUAUUGCGACACAACAUAUUCGAGGUGACUUAAAAGAUAUUUUAUCCACAACUCCAACACGAAUUAUCAUAGUAUGGGCUGAUGAUUAUCAUACAUCAUUAAUUUUACAAAUUGCACUUAAUUUUGAUGUACUUGGUCCAUAUUUCACAUGGAUAUUAAGUUCAAAAGUUUCGUUUAAUUUCUUCAAUCAAACGAUGUAUACUAAAUUAAUUGGAAUGCUUAUUUUAGAACCAAUAAUAGGAAGUGUUGUUAAUGCACCAUUCAAUACAACAUUAUUAAAUGCAGCUUAUCAAAUAUGGCAACAAUAUGAACCUGAAACAUUUCCUGGAUCAACAAAAGUAAAUUAUUAUGCAUUAUUUGCAUUUGAUGCAACUUGGGCAUUGAUACAAUCAUUACAACAAUUUUGUUCAACGUAUACAAAUAGUUCUUCUCCAUGUAUAUCAAUUGUUAACAAUUCAUUCUGUUUCGAUCGUCAUCUUCUUAAUGCUACUUCAUUUCUCAAUACGAUUAGUACUACAGAAUUUGUUGGUGUAUCUGGUCCAGUAAAAUUUAGUGCCAAUGUGACAGAUAGAAUAGAUGGAAUUUAUUAUGUUAUACGAGAUAUUCAGCCUUCUACGAAUAAUAUAGAAUUGGUGCCAGUAUUGCAAUGGUCUAAUUCUGAUAAUUGGAAAACAUAUACACAAGCUGAUGUCAUCAUAUGGCCUGGUAAUACAUUAAUACCUCCUACUGGAUUUGCUGGACUUAAAGGAAUAAACUUACGAAUUUGUAUUAUUGAAUCAAUGCCAUUUAUAAUACGAACAGAUAUCAUUGAACAAAAUCAAACAAAGUUAAGUGGUUAUGUACCCGAUCUUAUUAAUCUUUUACAAACUAGGAUGGGAUUUAUUCCUUACAUUAUAUAUCCACCAGCAAAUCAGACUUAUGAUGGAUUAAUUAAAGCAGUGGCGACAAGUGUUUGUGAUGUAGCAAUUGGUGAUAUUACUGUUACUGCUAAGCGAAGAGAAAUAGUUGAUUUUUCAACUUCAAUAUUUGACAAUUCUCUGCGAAUUAUUGUUCGACAAACAAAAACUGUUCAUAUUGAUCUUCUUUCCUAUUUAAGACCAUUCUCACUUAAUCUAUGUGGAAUGAGUAUGUGGUAUUCUAUUGGUACUAUUAUGGGAUAUGGUGCAGAUUUUCAUGUUCAAACAGCUGCCGAACGAUUAUUAACUAUAGGUUUAUAUCUCUUAAGCUUGGUAUUAGUGGCAACAUAUACUGCCAAUUUAGCAUCUGAUUUAACAAUAUCAAAAUCCAAGGAUAGUAUUUCUGGCAUUGAUGAUAUCAAAAAUGGAAAGAUAUCAUUUAGCCGUAUUGGUAUUCUUAUAGAAGCAUCAGUGGAAGAUUAUUAUUUACGUGAAGUUUCUGAAGGUGUUCGUAAUUAUUAUCCAUUGAAAACACAAAAUGAAUUGUUUAACAGUUUAUUAAAUAAUUUAGUUGAUGCAUCGAUUUUGGAUACUAGUGCUAUAGAAUAUUAUACUAAUAAUAUAUAUUGUAAUUUAACAUUUGUCGAGAAAGAUUUUGCCCCGAGUUCAUAUGGUAUUGCUUAUCCUAAACAAUGGUUAUAUGGAGAAGAUUUAGAUGUCAUUAUAUUAUCUUUAAGAGAAUCAGGUGUUCUUGAUGAUUUAAAAGAGAAAUGGUUUGAUAAAAAUGUUUGUCAACAUUCAUCUUCAUCUUAUGUAUCUACUAGUAUUAAACUGGAAGAAAUGAGUGGUUUAUUUGUUACUUUUGGUCUUAUCAGUAUUCUAUCGUUAGUAUUAUUUACAUCGAAAAAAAUAAUUUGUUAUAUAAGAUUAUCUAAGAAGAUCAAUAUUACUUCAGAGACUUUGGUAGUACAAACUUCAAUUUGUCAUUUAACUGUUGAACAUCGUUUAAUUAAUGAAAGAGAAAUUUCAAUUCUUGCUCAUCAAUUUCCUAAUGUUAAAUAUUUAAAAUUAUUAUUUAUAUUCGAAAAAUCUUUAUAUAUUCGUUGUUUUCAGACAUUAUUUAGUGUUGAUAAUAAUAUUAAUGGGAAUCGUUGUUUUUGGGCUCAAUUAAUCAAAUUUUCAACUGAUUUUUAUAAUGAAUUAAAUAUAAUUAUGGAUGAUAAUGAUGUUAAACAUUGGCUUAUUCAAAAUACAGACAUGAAAUUUUAUAAAUCUGAAUUUUAUGCUGACUGUUUUAAUUCAACGUUUCGUAUUUGGUUUUGA